Hypomesus transpacificus is the source of this 2048-nucleotide messenger RNA. RefSeq names its product cyclin K (gene ccnk). The coding region runs from base 205 to 1959 and encodes 584 amino acids. Gene Ontology annotation, molecular function: cyclin-dependent protein serine/threonine kinase activator activity. Gene Ontology annotation, biological process: positive regulation of DNA-templated transcription, elongation; regulation of transcription by RNA polymerase II. NCBI's taxonomy places the organism in Eukaryota, Metazoa, Chordata, Actinopteri, Osmeriformes, Osmeridae. Gene Ontology annotation, cellular component: cyclin/CDK positive transcription elongation factor complex; nucleus. The record is from RefSeq and is a predicted model, not a curated record. The transcript is spliced from 11 exons.
AGAAGAUGACUAAAUCAAAAAUGGCAGCGUCCGUCUUACGAUGGGGACUGUUAUCGAUGAGUGACUAGCUGUUUAAAUCAAUCUACAUAUACUAUUGUUUAUUAAGUACGUGUGUACCUAUUAAUUCUGAAGUCUUCAUGUUCAAGUUUCUGUGUUCACCAGCCCAGCUCAGCGGGUCCAUCCUCCGUCGCCUCUCCCCAUCAAAUGAAGGAAAACAAGGAGAACUCGACUCUGUCGGGUCAGGCUUUCCUGGACCACAUCAAGCCAUGCUGGUACUGGGAUAAAAAGGACUUGGCUCACACGCCCUCUCAGUCGGAGGGUCUGGACCCGGCCACCGAGGCCCGGUACCGGAGAGAGGGAGCCCGCUUCAUAUUUGACGUGGGAACGCGACUAGGACUACACUAUGACACCUUGGCAACUGGAAUUAUAUAUUUCCACCGCUUCUACAUGUUUCACUCUUUUAAACAGUUCCCAAGAUAUGUGACAGGGGCUUGCUGCCUCUUCCUGGCUGGGAAAGUGGAGGAGACUCCUAAGAAGUGUAAAGACAUCAUCAAGACAGCCCGCAGCCUCCUGAACGAUGUGCAGUUUGCCCAGUUCGGAGAUGACCCCAAGGAGGAGGUGAUGGUGUUGGAGAGAAUUCUGCUACAGACAAUUAAGUUUGACCUACAGGUGGAGCACCCUUACAUGUUUCUCCUGCGCUAUGCUAAGCAGCUCAAAGGUGACAAAAACAAGGUGCAGAAGCUGGUACAGAUGGCCUGGACCUUUGUUAACGACAGCCUGUGCACCAUGCUGUCCCUGCAGUGGGAGCCAGAGAUCAUUGCGGUGGCCGUCAUGUACCUGGCUGGACGCCUCUGCAAGUUUGACAUUCAAGAGUGGACUUCCAAACAGUCGUCACGGCGAUGGUGGGAGCAGUUUGUUCAGGACGUUCCUGUGGAGCUUCUAGAAGACAUCUGCCAUCAGAUCCUGGACUUGUACUCCCAGGGCAAGCAGCCGAUCCCUCCACAGUUACAGGAGAAGGAGAGAGGCCCCCCCUUGCCACCUGCGCCCCCCACACCACAGGGCCCUCCCCCAAGCUCCAACCCUCCACCCCCACCACCCAAGAAAAACUCCCCCCAGGGCAGCCCUCCUCGUCAGCUCAAACGGCCACACGCGUCUCCUAAAGAGGAAGUGAAAGUGACAGAACAAGUUGGCUCCAAGAUCCCUCGUCUGGAAAGCCCUAUGCCCCCCCUGCCGACCACCCAACCUCCUCCAGGUGAGUCUCCUCUCCAUGACCCCCUGUCGACCACCCAACCUCCUCCAGGUGAGUCUCCUCUCCAUGACCCCCUGUCGACCACCCAACCUCCUCCAGGUGAGUCUCCUCUGCAUGACCCCCUGUCGACCACCCAACCUCCUCCAGACCGCAAGGCCCCCAUUCCAGCCCCUCCAACCGAAGCAGAGCCUCCUGCAGUGAGUGAAUCUGCCCCCCCCCUGCCCCAGGCUCCUCCACCCCACCAGCCCCCGCCCCUGCCCCACCGCCCCCCUCCUCCCCCCCCGCCCUCCAGUUACAUCAUGGGCAUGUCUACCUCCAGCUCCUACAUGUCUGGGGAGGGCUACCAGAGCCUCCAGUCCAUGAUGAAGACAGAGGGACCUUCCUAUGCCCCCAUGCCCCCAAACUACGGACCCCCAAUGCCCUACCACCCACACUCCUACCCCCCACCCAACGCCCCGCCCCCUGGUCCUCCCCCACCUACAUCCUACAUGCCCCCUGCCCUCCCUCCCCACCCGUCCCCCUCCUACCCACCUCCAGGCUACAACCCCAGCUACCCUCACCCUCCUCCACGCAUGCCCCCAGGACACGGCGUCCCCCCUCCAGGCAUGGGUAUGCCUCCAGCAGGGUACCCACCUCCCCCUGUGCCCCCUGGACAGGCCCUGCCUCCGCCUCCUGGCAUGCCCAUGCCCAACCGUGGAUGGAUGAGAUGAAAGGAAGGUGGUGUGGUUUGAUCUUUCUAAGGGUCUGCCUCAGACACAGAAACGACUCCCAGAUGGGCUGGCAACCCCAAGCGUCUGAA